AUGUCGAAAGAUUUUAGUGUUGUCAAGUACAAGAAGGGAGAAAGCAACUUUGAAGUGCUUGUUAAGCCUAACACAGUAAUUGCAUACAGAGAAGGAAAAUAUAAAGUAGAUGAUAUCUUGUACUCGGAUGAGAUUUUUGCAAAUUAUGCCAAAGGCGAUAAAGUGAAAGAAGAGUCUUUGAAGAGUGUAUUUGGAACAACCAAUACUCGGGAAGUGAUUUUGAAGAUUUUAGCGGAUGGAGAAUAUCACUUGUCAACUCAGGAACGAAAGGAAAAGGUAGAACAAAAGAGAAGACAAAUCAUCCACUUUAUUCAUCAAAAUUACAUUGAUCCAAAGACUAAUGUGUGUCAUCCCGUGACUCGAAUUGAAGGAGCUCUUGAUUCAAUCAAAUAUAAUAUUGAUCCCUUCAUGCCAGCUGACAAACAAGUGGCUGCCAUUCACUCAAAAUUGGUCGAGAAAAUUCCUCUAAAAAAGUCUCAAAUUGAAGCUGAAGUCGUCGUGAAGCAUUCACUUGCUGGUCAAGUUAUUGGAGUUUGCCACAAACAUGCCAAGGUCAUUGGUCAAGACCAUGGCGACGAGGGCUGCACUGUCACGAUUGAAAUCUCUCCAGGAGAUUAUGACAAAUUGAUUAACGAUUUAAACAGCACUACUAAAGGCGACUUUAACUUUCGUAUUGCAGGUGCUGCCGCCACUACUGAACCAGUCGCAAGUAGCUCAGAUGACAAGAAGAAGAAAAAGAAGAAGUAA
This is a messenger RNA of Naegleria fowleri, 747 nucleotides long. RefSeq lists its product as uncharacterized. The transcript is spliced from 3 exons. Bases 1 to 747 code for a protein of 248 amino acids. Gene Ontology annotation, biological process: cytosolic ribosome assembly; ribosome biogenesis. Lineage: Eukaryota; Heterolobosea; Eutetramitea; Acrasida; Naegleriidae. The record is from RefSeq and is a predicted model, not a curated record.